UUCUAUUUUAUUUUCAAAAGUGUUAUUAUUGUUGAUUUGUCAUCCUUGGUUUUCGUUAUAACAAUUUUUUAACUGUGUCACAUUUUUUAACAAAGCUUUAUUGUCACUUUAGUGAUAUCUUCUUAUUUGAAUUAUGUUUCUAUUAUAAAUAUGGCAAAUAAACAUCUAAUCAUCUUUAUCUGAUAAUAAGAAAAACCAUUGUAAAGUGUUUGUGUGUGAGUGUGUGUGUGUGUUUAAGUUUGGAGAAAGAAAAAGCAAAGUGUAAGCGUUCUAUAGCAUCAUAUGAAAAUCUUUGAUAAUUUGUUGCUUUCAAUUCUGCAUUAAAAAAAAGAGAUCCUUGUUAAUUUUUUAAAGGCUAACAACUGAGUUCCAAUCUGUUAAAAAAAAUCCCAGUAAAAAUCAAUAAGUAGAGGUUUAUGCAGUGUGGCUUUUAUAGUCAACAAUCACAGUGUCGUUUUGGUGAUAUCUAGCUUUUCACACUGUAUCUCUCAAUUGAAUUGGUAUCUCUUGCUUAUUGUGGGAGAAAAGGGCUCCCUAAUAGCUGUUAGGCCUUUGAUGUUACAACGCUGUUCUUACUCUCAAAAGUGUUAGGAUAGGCAUUAGUAUAGUCUAUUUAUCCCUUUAGUCAGUGCAGAGACUUUUGACCCCACUAGAUUUCAGUUUAGAGGGACCUCAAGAUCGAGGUCAGUCACUUCUUUAACUCUGCAAGUACUUUUAAGGCUAACGUCAGAAAAAUAAUGUGCAAAAGAAAGGACAGGAAUAGAAAUUGUAGUAAGUGGCUCAAAAAUUAGAAUGAGUAAAUGAUAGAAUACAUGGUUUGAAAGGUAGGGAUUGAAGGGAACUGAAAAAUUACUGCUUCGUGUUCUACUCACCAGGAUUUACUUAGGCAUGCUAUAAUACAGCAAGCAUUUAGUGAGCAUCAGAUGUGCCAACAACGAUGACGAAGACAUAGUUCCUGCGCUCAAGUACCUUCCGUAUUAAAGAAUGGACAAACUGGCAUGAAACAAGAAGCAAUGGUAUUUACGAAGGCAAUCGUAGUUACACGCACGUGUUUUUAUGAGGGCAUGGAAGAGGGACAGCCUAAAUGCUUUGUAGUGGACUACCUAAUGAUGAUUCUAUUUAGGAAACGUAAUGAGAUUUUGAAGAAGGUGUGAAACAGGUUUCUUGUGACAGUUCAGAUGUUUCUGCCCCUAGUGUUCCUGGGUAAGUAAAAUCUAUUAUUUUUAUAGUGCCUAUUUUUUUUUAAGAUCACCACAGCCCCCCCCCUUUGGUUCCUGACAUUAUGUGGGAGUUGUGUUAGGAGAUUAGAGGCCUGGUACCUAGCAAAAUCUAACAGUAUAGUGGACAUCAUUACUGGUAGAAAUACUGUGUCAACUGUUGAUUUUCAACUUUUCACAUUAAGCAGUGAAGAAUCCCAGCAACGUGAACAGUUCUCUAGCUCAACAUUCUUUCUUAAAAACAAACAGAAGAAAAAUGAAAAAAAUAAACGAACAUCUGAAAGGAAAAAAAAAUUUUUAAGACACAUACACAAAAGCACACACAAAAAAUUGGCUGCAGUCACUUGAGUCUUCAGAGGCCACGAGGUGGCGCUGCAGGCUAAAGAGACAAAAAAGGAGAGCCAAGGAUGCUACGAAGUCACUAACAAAGAGAGGAAGAUCGGACAGGUCGGCUGGGAAGAAAAGCUACAGCAGCCCAAUCACAGACCCCUGCUACUUCAGGGCGUGGGUCUGGAGCUUGCCACUGCUGUUUCUUUAUCCUGGGAAAUGUGAUUGUGACUGAAAUAGACGAAAGCCGUGUUCAGAAGAAGCCAUGGAGGCUGGAGGGCUGCGCUUCCGGAGACAAAGGCAAGUCCUGUUUAUCUUUAUAUUUGGGGGAGUAUCCCUGGCAGUUUCGGGGUUUGGACGUUAUUCGGUGACGGAGGAAACAGAGAGAGGAUCGUUUGUGGUCAAUUUGGCAAAGGAUCUGGGGAUAGCGGAGGGGGAGCUGGCUACAAGGGGCGCUCGGGUGGUCUCUGAUGAUAACAAACAACACUUGCUCCUGGAUUCUCAAACCGGGGAUUUGCUCACAAAUGAGAAACUGGACCGGGAGAAGCUGUGCGGCUCCACAGAGCCCUGUAUGCUGUAUUUCCAAAUUUUAGUGGAUAAUCCCUUUCAAAUUUACCGGGCUGAACUAAGGAUCAGGGAUAUAAAUGACCAUUCACCAGUGUUUCAGGACAAAGAAAUGGUCUUAAAAAUACUAGAAAAUACAGCCGAAGGGACAAUAUUUCGACUAGAAAGAGCACAGGAUUCAGAUGGAGGACUUAACGGUAUCCAAAAGUACACGAUCAACCCCAGCUCUUUUUUCCAUAUAAAAAUUACUGACAGUGAUGAAGGCGUCAUCUACCCAGAGCUAGUACUGGACAAAGCGUUGGAUUGGGAGGAGCAGCAAGAGCUCAGAUUAACACUCACGGCGCUGGAUGGCGGCUCUCCACCCAGGUCUGGGACCACUACUAUACGCAUUGUGGUCGUGGACGUUAAUGACAACGCCCCGCAGUUUGCGGAAGCGCAAUAUGAGACCCAGGUUAGGGAGGACACCCCCAUAGGGUCCCUAAUUGUUAAGGUGUCGGCUGGCGAUGUAGACUCCGGAGUCUAUGCGGAAGUAUCCUAUUCAUUUUUUGAUGCCUCUGAAGACAUUAGAACAACCUUUCAAAUCAAUCCUUUUUCUGGGGAAAUAGUUCUCAAAGCCUUGCUUGAUUAUGAGCUAAUAAAAUCUUACAAAAUAAAUAUACAGGCAAUCGAUGGCGGGGGCCUUUCCGCAAGAUGUACGGUUUCGGUCGAAGUGUUGGACACAAAUGACAAUCCCCCCGAACUGAUUAUGUCUUCACUGUCCAACUACAUCGAGGAGAACUCUCCAGAGACGGUACUGGCUGUUUUUAGGAUUAGAGACAGAGACUCUGGCGAAAAUGGAAAGAUGGUGUGCCAUAUUCAAGAAGAUCUGCCUUUCCUACUGAAACCCUCCGUAGAGAAUUUUUAUGUUCUAAUGACAGAGGGAGCACUUGACAGAGAAGGGAGAGCUGAGUACAACAUCACCAUCUCCGUCACGGACUUAGGGACUCCAAGGCUGAAAACCGAGCACAAUAUAAGGGUGCUGGUCUCCGACGUCAAUGACAACGCGCCCACCUUCUCCCAAACCUCCUACACCCUGUUCGUCCCUGAGAACAACAGCCCCGCCCUGCAUAUGGGCAGCGUCAGCGCCACAGACAGAGACUCAGGCUCCAACGCCCAAGUCACCUACUCGCUGCUGCCGCCCCAGGACCCGCACCUCCCCCUCGCCUCCUUGGUCUCCAUCAACGCGGACAACGGGCAUCUCUUUGCUCUCAAGUCACUGGAUUACGAGGCCCUGAGAACCUUCGAGUUCCGCGUGAGCGCGAUAGACUCAGGCUCCCCGGCACUGAGCAGCGAGGCGCUGGUGCGUGUGGAAGUCGUGGACGAAAACGACAACUCGCCCUUCGUGCUCUACCCGCUGCAGAACGGCUCUGCGCCCUGCACCGAGCUGGUGCCCAGGGCGGCUGAGGCGGGCUACCUGGUGACCAAGGUGGUGGCGGUGGACAACGACUCGGGUCAGAAUGCCUGGCUCUCCUACCAGCUACUCAAGGCCACAGAGCCAGGACUGUUCAGCGUGUGGGCGCACAAUGGCGAGGUGCGCACAGCCAGGCUGCUGAGCGAGCGCGACGCCGCCAAGCACAGACUCGUCGUGCUGGUCAAGGACAAUGGCGAGCCACCAAUGUCGACCACCGUCACGCUGCACGUGCUUCUGGUGGAUGGCUUCUCGCAGCCCUACCUGCCGCUACCAGAGGUGGCUCUGGAUGAGGCCCAGGCCGACUCGCUCACUAUCUACUUGGUCAUUGCGUUGGCGUCGGUCUCUUCUCUCUUCUUGUUUUCCGUGCUCUUGUUCGUCGGGGUGAGGCUGUGCACGAGGAACAGGGCCGCCUCGGUGGGUCGCUGCUCGGUGCCUGAGGGCCACUUUCCGAGCCACUCGAUGGAGGUCAGCGGCACCGGGACCCUGUCCCACAGCUACCAGUAUGAGGUGUGUCUGACCGGAGGCUCAGAGACCAGCGAAUUUAAGUUCUUCAAUCCGAUUAUGCCCAAUAUUCAGGCACAGGGCUGUGAGAGGAAUAAUGAAGAAAACCCCAACUUCCGAAAUAGCUUUGGAUUUAAUAUUCAGUCAAAGUUCUGUUAAUAUUUUUAUGGCUAUUUGGUAUGUGAUGCAACCAUAUUGAUGUUAGUUUGCUUUUGAAACUCCAAGUUACAUUGUUAGGCAAUUUCAAGCAAAAAUGUCAAGUAUCAUAUACCUGUUUUUACAAUAUUAUUUCAUCCUUCUUAAGUAUUAGUAACAGCUAGCUUUAAUUUAAUUAGUAUCCAUUUCUAAAUAAUGGUUUUAAGGUUUUAAUCCUUUCAAAAUGUACAAAUAUUUCAUUACUUUUAUUUCUUAUUGUAGAAAACAGAGGAUUUGUUUUUUCUCCUAGUAAGUGUCAUAGCCUGCAUCUCAUAAUCCUAACCACCUCUGCCGAUUGCAUUUUUUUCUGUGUGAGAAGACAUACCUACAUUUCCAACCUUAUUCUAACAUCCUUUUAUUCAUGUUCAUCUUUAGUUCUACAUCAGAGUUUAAAAUGAAAUAUUCCUCUAUUCCUCUGCUCAUGACAAAACGAAACAGAUCAUUUCAUGAGUGGUAUUGGACCACAAUACUAUCCUUGUGUUCAUAUUAUUAUUUUAUUUCCUUUAAAUACACCACUCUCACUUGGCUAAUAUUUUCUAAAGCUCACUUUUGCUCAUAUGUAAAAUAGAUUUUGUCUUAUAAUUUAAACAAAAUGUAAUAGCCUGCAUGAAAAUGAAUAAAACUUUUUGAAAAUUUGUUUGAGAGAGUGUUGAUGGACUGUUGGACUGAAGUGAAAAGAUUUUCACUUUUCAUUUUAUUUUGCAAAUUUAUUUUAAUUAUUAUCAAAUUUAAAAACCAAGAAGGCUUUAAGGUUAGAAACUUCCUAUCUCCUCUCAUAGAGUGGUUUCUUCUAGAAUUAAUUCCAAUGUUUCUAAAUAUUUAUACUGCUAUAUCUUGAUCAAUUUUAUACUUUAAUAAUUUUUUACUAUGACAGAUCAGGAUUUAAAUUGUUUAUUUCCCUAUAAUAACAACAACAAAAGUUGCUGUCGAGUCGAUUCCGAAUCAUAGUGACCCUAUAAGACAGGAAGAACUGCCCCGUAGAGCUGCCCCGUAGAGCUUCCAAGGAGUACCUGGUGGGUUCGUAGUGCCGACUUUUUGGUUAAAAGCCUUAGCUCUUAACCACUACAACACCAGGGUUUCCUUCCCUGUAAUAAAAACCAAACCCGUUGCAGUCGAGUCAAUUCCAACUCAUAGCUACCCUAUAGGACAGAGUAGAACUGCCUCAUAGAGUUUCCAAGGAGGGCCUGGUGGAUUCAAACUGCUGACCUUUUGGUUAGCAGCUGUAGCUCUUAACAACUAUGCCACCAGGGUUUCCUUCCCUAUAGGACACACAUAUAAACACAUUGUACAUGCCCUUUCUUCUAUUUUCCCAGUAUAGUUAUCAUAGCUUUUUAACCUAAACUAGUAGCUAGUGUCUGUAUUGCUAAGAUUAUCUCAGAACUCACGUAUACUAGGAUUAGCUUUCCUUUCUUAAAAAGCAUCUGUCCUAGAGCUGGUAAUUGCUGUUUUAUAGUUUCAUCUUUUUCUAUGAACCACUAUUGAUUUUUUCCAUAUUAUCUCUUAUCCUUUAUCAGUUAUGUUUAUUUCCUGGAGAUCAUUUACCAAGAGCCCUCCACAUUUCUGCUUUAUUUACAUUGGUUGAUCUAUAGGCUGUCAUCCUAGGACUAUUUUAUUCUUUAAUAUUUUCCUGUAUUAGCAGUCUUCUACGAGAUCCAGUAUAUUCUUUCUUAGUUUACUCCCUUAUUAAGCUGACAUACAUUUCUCAAUAUCAUAAAAAUAGAUCCAGGGGAGGUAAAAAAUUUGGAGACCUUGCAUUGUGAAGAUACCUUGUUCUUUUCAUUUGAUUGACAGUUUGACUGGGUAUAAAAUUCUAAGUUGAAAAUAAUUUUCCCUGGAUUUUGAAAGCACUGUUUCUUUUAUUUAUUGCAUAUAGGGUGCCUUUUCAGAAGACUCAUUCCAUUCUGAUUCUGAUCAUUUUUUUGUGUUCACCUCCCAGGAGCACUGAAAACCUUAGUGUAGUCUCUUUAUUUAUUCAUCUGGUCACAUGGGUGUACCCUGUUAAUAUUCAGAC
Messenger RNA from Loxodonta africana (African savanna elephant), 6265 nucleotides. RefSeq names its product protocadherin beta-10-like. The transcript has a single exon. NCBI's taxonomy places the organism in Eukaryota, Metazoa, Chordata, Mammalia, Proboscidea, Elephantidae. Gene Ontology annotation, biological process: homophilic cell-cell adhesion. The record is from RefSeq and is a predicted model, not a curated record. Gene Ontology annotation, molecular function: calcium ion binding. Gene Ontology annotation, cellular component: plasma membrane. Bases 1810 to 4218 code for a protein of 802 amino acids.